Molecule: messenger RNA, 1395 nt
Organism: Hemiscyllium ocellatum (epaulette shark)
Lineage: Eukaryota; Metazoa; Chordata; Chondrichthyes; Orectolobiformes; Hemiscylliidae
Gene: th2
Product: tyrosine hydroxylase 2
Exons: 12
Coding region: 1-1395 (464 amino acids)
Biological process (GO): dopamine biosynthetic process from tyrosine
Cellular component (GO): axon; cytoplasm; perikaryon
Molecular function (GO): tyrosine 3-monooxygenase activity; iron ion binding
Source: RefSeq, a predicted model, not a curated record
AUGAAGACCGAGGUGUGUUCCCAGGCUGUGCCGGGUAAGAGGGACCGCCCGGUGGACGGUACUCAGGCGGAUGGGGAGCGGGACAGCUCGGGGCCGGAGUUCCCUGAGCAUUUCAUUCCGGACCGGGACGGAGACAGGGACCUGGUGACCGUCACUUUCUCCCUGCGGAACACCAAGAAUUCCAACCUCUCCCGCGCACUCAAAAUCUUCGAGGCAUUUGAAGCUCAAAUCCAUCAUGUGGAAAGCAGGCCCAGCCGAAAGGGCAAGGGUGGGAUGGAUGACCUGGAUUUCUUCAUCAGGUGUGAGAUCAACAACUCCGCUGUGAAUUCACUGCUAAACUCUUUAAGAAGAGUGGCUGAAGAUGUUUGUGCCAAUAAGGAAGAGAAAGUCCCUUGGUUUCCCAGAAAGAUACAGGACCUUGACAGAUGUCACCACCUCAUUACCAAAUUUGAACCAGAUCUGGAUCAAGCUCAUCCUGGUUACCAGGAUCUGGAAUACAGGGAACGCAGGUCAAAUGUUGCCAGGCUCGCAUUUCAUUAUAAACAGGGGGAGUCAUUACCAAGGGUGGAUUACACAGCCGAAGAGAGAGCCACCUGGAAGGAGGUCUACACAAAGUUGUCUACAUUGUACCCAAGCCAUGCCUGCAAGCAAUUUCUGGAUGCCUUUCAUAUUCUGGAGAAACACUGUGGUUACCAGGCUGACAACAUCCCUCAGCUCCAGGAUGUCUCCAAUUUCUUGAAAGAGAGGACAGGUUUCUGCUUGCGCCCAACUGCAGGUCUCCUGUCGCCCAGGGAUUUUUUAGCCAGCUUGGCAUUCCGAGUUUUUCAAUGCACUCAGUAUAUCCGUCACUCCUCAUCACCAAUGCAUUCCCCUGAACCAGAUUGCUGUCAUGAGCUGUUGGGACACAUUCCUAUGUUGGCAGACAAACAGUUUGCACAAUUUUCACAGGAACUUGGCCUUGCUUCAUUAGGAGCUUCAGAUGAGGAUAUUGAGAAACUAUCAACACUUUACUGGUUUACGAUAGAAUUCGGGUUGUGCAGACAGAAUGGAGUUUUGAAAGCUUAUGGAGCUGGUCUACUUUCCUCGUACGGAGAACUUAUGUAUUCCUUAUCGGGAGAACCACAAUACAAAGCUUUCGAUCCUGAGGUCACGGCAAUGCAAACCUAUCAAGACCAGACCUUCCAACCAGUUUACUUUGUGUCUGAGAGUUUUGAAGAUGCGAAAUCCAAACUCUGGAUGUAUGCGUGUAAAAUCAGGAGGCCUUUUUCACUCCGUUAUGACCCACUGACCUGCAGUGUCGAAUUGUUGGACAAACCACACAAGAUCAAGAAAGCUCUUACCCAGAUCGCCGAUGAGCUGAAAAAUCUCUGCUUUGCUCUGGAUAAACUUUCUUAG